Messenger RNA from Phytophthora sojae, 471 nucleotides. RefSeq lists its product as hypothetical. The transcript has a single exon. The record is from RefSeq and is a predicted model, not a curated record. Lineage: Eukaryota; Oomycota; Peronosporomycetes; Peronosporales; Peronosporaceae. The coding region runs from base 1 to 471 and encodes 156 amino acids.
AUGACGACUGUGCCAUCAGGGCGAGGAUUGCCUCGGUUGAAAUACACCCCAGCAUCCACGCAGCAAUUCACGCUGACCAAGGAUGCAGCCAAGAUGAACCGAGUGACAAGCGGCAUCGGCGGGGCGUUGGAGAGUGUGCAGAUGAGAAUCGAAAUGCUGACGCGUGAGAUCAAGGCGGACGAGAAGGGCAAGAAAGACUACGACGAGCAGCUCUUCCGACUGAAUGAGCGGCGCAAAGACUUUGACGCCAAGUUGAAGGAGUGUCGCGAGUGGAACGCCCUCUUUGAGAGCAAGAUCAAGCCGCUGGCGGCGAAAUACACGGAGACGACCGACAGCAUGCAGGGGCAGUACAAUGACGCAAAGCUUCGUCACGCUCAGGGUAUUAUUGUGCUCAUGGAGAACUUUGACUACCACCCGGAGUUCAAACGCCUGAGCGACACCUUCACUGCUGUACCCUUUAGACCGAAGUAA